Messenger RNA from Salmo salar (Atlantic salmon), 4256 nucleotides. The record is from RefSeq and is a predicted model, not a curated record. Lineage: Eukaryota; Metazoa; Chordata; Actinopteri; Salmoniformes; Salmonidae.
GACGUGAUGCACAAUAUGUAAACAAUAGCCGAAUGUAACCAAACCAGUCCACCUAAGCACGUUUCCUCGCAAUCAGCAAGAAUUGUUUGCCUUUCGGUCUGUGGUUAGAUUAGUCUCAGCCAUAUUGUGCAAGUGUUUGUCAAUGCGAAUUGCAUCAGUAUUGGAAAUAAAAACCGGAAAUAAAAACCGAUAACCAGACCAGCAUAGUGAAGGUUGGGUUGAUAACAUUUCCCUGUGGAUAUUUUGUAUCAGAUUACCUCCGACAGAGGGAUAAAAUCGUCAGGUCAACAGGUCAGACGUACUGUAUAUAGAUCCUAUCAACGAUGGUGGUCCCUGGCUCUCAACACAUAGAGGACAAGAUGUACCAUCCUCCGGAGGGUCUGCAGAAGGAUGCUCAUGUGCCUGACUUCAACUGUUAUCUGGAACUUUACAAGAAGUCUAUUGAGGAGCCGGACGUAUUCUGGAAAGAGGUUGCUAGUGAUUUCUAUUGGAAGAAGCCUCCUACGGGUCACAUUCUGCAGUAUAACUUCGAUGUGACUAAAGGGAAUAUCUAUGUGAAAUGCAUGGAGGGAGCCAAAACAAACAUGUGUUACAACGUCCUGGACAGGAACGUGAAUGACAAGAACCUUGGUGAACGAGUGGCAUUCUACUGGGAGGGGAACUCACCUGAUCAUCACGAGGCCAUCACCUAUGGUCAGCUGCUGGGACAGGUGUGCAGGUGUUCCAACCUGCUGAAGCAGAUGGGAGUGAGGAAGGGAGACAGGGUGGCCAUCUACCUCCCUAUGAUUCCGGAGCUGGUGUACACCAUGCUGGCCUGCGCCAGGAUAGGAGCUGUCCACUCCAUCGUGUUUGCAGGCUUCUCCGCCGAGUCUCUAUGUGAGAGGAUCAUGGAUUCCCAGUGUAGUAUCCUGGUGACUGCAGAUGGCGUGUACAGAGGGGAGAAGUUGAUCAACCUGAAACAGAUAGCAGACGAGGCUCUGGAGAAAUGCAGGGAGAAAGCAUCCGCCACUGUUACAAAAUGUUUAGUAGUAAAACAUCAUGCACUGAGGACACAAAAUGGAGACAUUUCCAACAAAUUGCAGACCCCGUGGGAUGCUGCGUGUGAUGUGUGUUGGGACGAGGUGAUGGGACAGGUCUCAGAGCAGUGUGAACCUGAGUGGCUGGAUGCAGAGGAUCCUCUCUUUAUACUGUAUACCAGCGGAUCUACUGGAAAACCUAAGGGUGUUCUCCACACGGUAGCAGGCUACCUGCUCUACACCUCUCUGACCUUUAAGUAUGUGUUUGACCACCAGCCAGACGAUGUGUACUGGUGUACCGCUGAUAUAGGAUGGAUCACCGGACACUCCUACAUCACCUAUGGACCCCUGGCCAAUGGGGCUACCAGCAUACUGUUUGAGGGUAUUCCAGUCCACCCUCACGUGGGGCGUUUCUGGGAGGUGAUUGAGAAGUACAGAGUGACCAAGUUCUACACAGCUCCCACAGCCAUACGCCUUCUGAUGAAGUACGGAUUAGAUCCAGUACAGAAGUACGACCUGUCAUCGCUGAGGAUUCUGGGUACUGUAGGUGAGCCCAUCAACCCGGAGGCGUGGCAUUGGUACCACGAGGUGAUUGGUCAGAAGAGAUGCCCUGUGGUGGACACCUUCUGGCAGACGGAGACGGGUGGCCAUGUUUUAACUCCUUUACCUGCCGCUACACCUCUGAAACCUGGAUCAGCUACGUUUCCUUUCUUUGGCGUGGAGCCCACCAUACUGAACGAGCAUGGAGAGGAACUGGAGGGAGAGGCAGAGGGCUAUCUGGUGUUCCGUCGGCCCUGGCCUGGUAUCAUGCGUACCGUGUACGGAAACCAGGAGCGUUUUGAGAACACAUACUUCAAGAAAUUCCCAGGAUUCUAUGUGACCGGGGAUGGCUGCAGGAGGGAUAAAGAUGGAUACUACUGGAUCGCAGGCAGGAUAGAUGACAUGAUUAACGUUUCAGGUCACCUGUUGAGCACAGCGGAGGUAGAGUCAUCUCUAACAGACCAUGGAGCGGUGGCCGAGGCUGCAGUGGUCAGCAGACCCCACACGGUCAAGGGGGAGUGUCUCUACUGUUUCGUUACUCUGAAGGACUGCAGAGAGUUCAACCGCACUCUGGUGGACGAACUCAAGAGACAAGUGAGAGAGAAGAUUGGUCCGAUCGCCACACCAGACUUCAUCCAGAACGCUCCUGGACUUCCUAAAACACGAUCUGGUAAGAUCAUGAGGCGGGUCCUGAGGCAGAUCGCCCGGAACGAGAAGGAUCUCGGUGACCUUUCAACCCUGGCUGACCCCAAGGUCGUAGAGGUCCUGUUCAGCCAGCGCUGUGAAACGGCCGCAUGAGGGGCUGCAUGUCAACACUCUACAGUAGCUUCCUCUCCUCGACGCCUCGUCUCCUCUCCUCGUCUCCUCAUUUCCUCUCCAUCAUCUACACUGAUCUGAAAACUAUGGAAGCCCAUUCCUGCCACCAACUCUUAAAAAAAAAAUAGUAGAACAUACAGGAUAUAUUUCUUAAUUUGUAGAAGUAUGUGUACAUUUAUUUCCAUCUAUCCACGUUGCAGAGAUCAGCACAGCAGGGUCGCCGGCUAAAUGUGUGACGAGUUGGCAUUUGCCUCAACAAUUUUUUCAAUUCGGUUUCAUAAAAAUAUUGACACAAAAAAGCAUUGAAAAUUACUGUUGUUUAGACUGAUUUGCCUUAGGAUUUGUUAACUCGUGCUUCAGUCUGAUCAACUGUAGCCUACUGAUACCAGCUACAGGUGACCUAGAGAAACCUAUGCACUCUGUUCUCCUCUGGCCAGGGGAAACGAAGAGGUAAUGUUGUGUAUUUUAUAGCCAAAGCUAUGUAUUUAUAGCCUAAAAUAGGCCUAUUUUAUUUGUGUUAAGAGAAAAUGUGAUCAAAAUUUUGAUUUUUAUAUUCAGACUUCGGGUGGCUAGUCGACCCAGACCUUAUCAAUCCAAAAUGGUUGACUGAAAUUAGUCAACGAAGACACAAUAGUGAUGAUAUUCUGUGUGAGUCACUUUAUAAUUACAGAUGUAACCGUGGAUACAGUCAGCCCUGUUCGUUCUAUUGUCCAAUCACAGUUGAUGAUUAGUAUUGUUUUUUUAAUAUAUUUGUUUUAAACCAUAUGACCUGAUUUUUGAAAAAAUAAAUAAUAAUCUGGUCCCAUCAUAGCCCAUAUGCAACCGUUUUACAGCUGAUUCUAUUACUAUGUCAUACCCUACGACUUAGGGUCUGGAGUUUCACCUGGUUGGGUUAGUCUACCAGAUCAGGAAAAAAUCUCUGGGCCCCUAGGAAAACUCUCCUGUGGUGCCACCUCCUGAAAUCACCUCCACAGAGAGACAGAUGGAAGAAGCAUGUCCUACAAAAUACUAUCUCAACAUUUUUUUUUUAAGUAUCUCAUCAUCAUAAAAAUAAAUGUGGUUGUCGAGAAUGGGCUUUUGACAGAAAACACCGGUUAUAAAAUAUACAACAGGAAACAUGGCAGAUGAGGUAUUUUCUUUCUCUCACUUAUUCAGCGUCGUUCUAGGAAGAUUGAGACGAGGUGAGGAGGCUAUGUUAGACAUACCCAGAGAGUCCCCCUUCUAGUCCCUUUCUGAUGGUGCAGAUUAAUUCAGAGUCCCUAAGCGCUGAUCCUGAAUCAGUCUUAAGUUGUUUUGUGUGCACUGUUUUGGGGAUGGGAUUAGUGGUUUGAGGACAGAUCCUAGAUCAGAUCUUAUGGGAACGACUGACUUCGAUGACGGUCUAUGUAAGGGAAUACAGUCAAUUAACCAUUGAAUUCAGUUUGUUUGUACCCUUUUCUAAACCGGUCAAAAAGGACAUGAAACAAUCCCUAUUCUAAAUGAUUAUUUAUGCCACAGUGGUGUCAUUUGCAUGUAAUAAUGGGUGGGCCAUGUAAUAAUGGGUGGGCCAUGUAAUAAUGGGUGGGCCAUGUAAUUAAUGGGUGGGCCAUGUAAUAAUGGGUGGGCCAAUGUUGAGGUAAACUGGACAUGGAAUCAGAAUCUUUCCCUUGUUGCCUGGUCAGCAACCGAACCUCUAACAUUCUCUCCGUGUUCUGAUUGAUCCGCUUCUGUCUUCCAUCUUGCUUUUUACAGCUAAUUUCGCCUUUUAAAGCUAUGAUAACUAUUCCCAGGGAGACCAGUCAGCUUUGCACAGUUCUUCCACAAACAUGACUUGCAUUUGUUUGGAUGUCUAUGUAUAUUAUAACUUUGAGAUUUUAUGAUUUGAGAAUAAAACUGUUUAAUUUA